AUGGUGGAUGUGCAGCAUCCGCUCUCUGCGUGUCAGGCGGAGCUGGGAAUCUUCUCUAAGGCUCGAGAAGAGAGCUUUGCAGAGAACGCUGGCGCGCCGCGGCUGCAGGACCCGUUCGAGGGAGAGAGAGACAGUGUGGAGAAAGAGAUAGAGAGCGACGGCGAAGUAGAAAGGAACAGUGAGAACGGCACGCAGAGCUUUGCGUCGUCGUCGUAUGAAGGCGGCGCUUUGCGAAGCGAGCCGCACGAGGAGAGCGAAAAAAUCGUGUGCCAGGGCUCCAUGGAGCCACGCAGAGGCUUGAUCUGGGACGCCUUGGCGGGCGUGGAGGUGCUGUCAGGAGCGGAGGCCGCUCUCUCUCUCCCUUCGCCGUCUUUUGUCUUCGCUUCCUCGUCGCCUUCUCUAGCUCGAGGCCCCUCUAACUCGAUUCCACUGGCGCCGUCUUCCGCGGCUGUCUCGCUGCGCAGCUCUUCGUCGCGAGGAGGGGAAGCCCUCGCGGCUUCGUCGCGUCUCGUUCCUUCUCCGUCGUCGUCUCCUCUCGCAGUCUCUCCCUCCUCUGAGCCCACGCGAGGGGCUGCGGAGUCGCUUCCGUCUCCUGCGGCUCCGCACACUGUCUCUCCGGUGUCGCUUCGGGCCUUUCCGCGGCCGCACGCCGCGUCAUGGCACAGUCCCUGUUCGCCGUUUUCUUCUCUCUCUUCUCUCUCUCCCGUCUCUGCGGUCUGUGCAGGCGCGCGGAAUGUGUUGCGCUGCGCAGCGCCAGAGAAAGAACAGGGCGAAGCGAAGGAGCCUCUUCUACUCCGCUGGUUCAAGUCGGAUGCGGGCCUGCAUCUCACGAGGGCAGCGUCGCGCACUUGCACGGCGCCUCUGGAUCGGAUCAAAGUGGUGCUGCAGCUGCAGCGCGGCGAGCACUUGACGGUGAGUCAGGCGGUUCACCGCAUCCUCACGCACGAGAGCUACGGUGCUGUCUCGCAGGCUCAGGCGCGCAGACGCGCUGGCUGGCGGGGAUUCUUCCGCGGCAACCUGACGAACUGCGUCAAGGUGGUGCCGGAGAGCGCGAUCAAGUUCUACGUCUACGACUUCAUCAAACAGAAACUUCUCCACUUCAAGCAGGCGCGCGCCCAGGACGUGCAGGACGCCGCGCGCGUCGUCGCCGCCGUCGCGCAGCAGGCGAGCGAGGAAGAGAGCCGACGCCACGCGAGCGGCAGCGACGCGUCAGACGCAGAGGCGGAGGAGACAGGGGCGCGGAGCGGCGAAGACCCCUUCAAGCGCUUCAGGCGCCGUGCGCCCGUGGCCGCCGCGCCUUCAGCCUGCGCAUCCUCCUCAUCUUCCUCGUCCUCUUCCUCUUCCUCUUCUUUCUCCUCUUCUUCUUCUCGCUCCACGGAGGCUGCUCAGGCAGCCGCUGCGCACGCCUCCUCUGAGGGAGGGGGGGCGUGCGCGGCUCACACGUCGCUGUCGUUUUGCGACAAGAUGUUGUGCGGCAGCCUCGCGGGAUUCGUUGCGCAGUUUAGCGUCUACCCGAUGGAGGUCGUGAAGACGCGGCUGGCAGCCUAUUCGCCGACGUGUCGCUACGACGGCAUUGUCGACUGUCUGGUGACGACCUUCCAGCAGGGCGGGCUGCGGCGGCUCUACCGCGGCCUGGGGCCUUCGCUCCUCGGCAUCAUCCCGUACGCGGGCAUCGAUCUCGCGCUCUUUGACACCUUCAAAACGCUUUACGUGAACCGCGUGAUGCUGCCAGAGUUUGAGCGCGAAGAGCAAAAGCGAGUCGAACGGGCGCGGCGCCUCCUCGCCGCGCGCGUCGGGGACGCCGUGGCCUCGGCGGCGGGGGACGGGGGGCGCGCGGCCAACGCCCUGCCGGAGAGAGGCCGCAGACCCGCGGCGCUCGCUCUCCCCGCGACCGCGCCUGCCGCCGGACCCCACUCCCCGCCGCUUGUCUCGCCUGACCAAGCGGCGGGGAGUGCGGCGGCGGAGGAGACGCCCGCCGAGGCCUCGCGCACGAGCGGGCUGCUGGUGAACGUCGCGUCGCCCUCGGAGCGCGAGCAGCUGGCGGAUCCCUGCGCGCUGGCGGCGACUCGCGAGGCUUUCCGCGCGGCGGCGACGCCGAGCGUGCUGGUGCUGCUGCUCUGCGGCUCGCUCAGCUCGCUCUGCGGGCAAGUUGCGGCGUACCCGACUGCGCUAGUGCGCACCCGGGUGCAGGUCGACGGCAGCAACGGCGCCGCCGCCAAGUAUCGCAACAGCUGGGAGGCGGCGCGCUGUGCGCUGCAGGAUGGAGGCGUCCGCGGGCUCUACCGCGGCCUGGGCGCCAACCUGCUGAAGGCUGUCCCCGCCGUCAGCAUCAGUUGGCUCUUCUACGAGAAGUCCAAGGAGGCGAUCCGCUGGGGGGUCGCCGCCUACGAGACUCGCGAUUGA
Besnoitia besnoiti is the source of this 2403-nucleotide messenger RNA. RefSeq names its product carrier superfamily protein. Gene Ontology annotation, biological process: transmembrane transport. The record is from RefSeq and is a predicted model, not a curated record. Gene Ontology annotation, molecular function: ATP transmembrane transporter activity. Bases 1 to 2403 code for a protein of 800 amino acids. NCBI's taxonomy places the organism in Eukaryota, Apicomplexa, Conoidasida, Eucoccidiorida, Sarcocystidae. The transcript is spliced from 2 exons.